Puccinia triticina is the source of this 1185-nucleotide messenger RNA. RefSeq lists its product as uncharacterized. The transcript is spliced from 3 exons. NCBI's taxonomy places the organism in Eukaryota, Fungi, Basidiomycota, Pucciniomycetes, Pucciniales, Pucciniaceae. The record is from RefSeq and is a predicted model, not a curated record. Bases 1 to 1185 code for a protein of 394 amino acids.
AUGAACUCCUUAUCCCUCCUCGUCUUCCUCCUGAGUGCACUUUCCGGCAGCGUCCACGCUACUUUCCUGCCCGGAACCUCCCAGCCUGCUUUAGUCCAGCCUCCCACCCAGCACUCCGGCACGUAUGCGCCCGUCCCAGUCGACCUUCCCGCCAAGCGGUCUGACUCAUACGCCAAGCAGCCUGACUCCUACACCCAGCCAUCCGCCUCAUACCAGCCUGUCACUCUCCGCCCUCCCACUCAGCAGGGCGGCACGUUCCCGCCGGUUUCGGCCCAAAUCCCCGGCCAGCAGCCCGGCUCAUACCAGCCUGUGACGGUCCAUCCUCCCACUCAGCAGAGCAGCACGUACACGCCGGUCUCAGUUACUCCUCCCAUCCAGGAUUCCGACUCCUACCAGCCGGUGUCCAUCCGCUCCCCCGCCCAGCAGGGCGAUUCGUACCAGCCGGUCGCAUUCAACUCUCCCACCCAGGAGUCCGGCUCCUCUGCCCCUUUCAUCCUCCGCUCUCCCAAUCAGCCGAGCGGAACGUACCAGCCGGCCUCAGUCCAAAUCCCUGGCCAGCAGUUCGGCUCCUACGAGCCCGUCACGGUGCACUCUGAUAAGGACCAAUCUGGCUCCUACCAGCCCGUCUCGAUCCACCCUGCUACGGAGUCUGACACCUACGCACCCGUUACUAUCCACCCUAGCACCCAUCAAUCCGGCGAUUUCCAGCCCGUCUCGGUUCGGCCCACUCCCUCGUCCGGUACCUCCGGCAUCUUUACGCCCGUCACCUUCGAGAAAGGUUCCCAACAACCCGGAAGCUACCAGCCGGUCUCGCUCCAGGAAGGUUCCGUCGUCCCACAUGUCUCCCUGCCCACACCUUCGAGCGCCGCUCGUCGCAGGAUCCAGUCCAUCGCCCUCGACCCGGAAUCCGACCAGGCCAAGUGCCCUGCACCAUUGACCGCCUGUGCCAUCCCCUCCUCCAAAUCGAAGAUGGUUUCCGUCAAGACUAAAUCCUGGGAAUGUCUUAAUCUUCAGGAGGAGCUUACUUCGUGUGGAAGCUGUAACAACGACUGUAUGAAACUCCCCCAUGUCGGUAACGUGGGCUGCCAAGUCGGUGCAUGCAAGAUCUUCUCGUGUGCUGCUGGAUACACUCUCCACCAAAGAAUGGACAACAAGAGCGGAAAGAUGGUCGAUGUGUGCAUCUAA